Messenger RNA from Coprinopsis cinerea okayama7#130, 1284 nucleotides. RefSeq lists its product as hypothetical. Bases 1 to 1284 code for a protein of 427 amino acids. The record is from RefSeq and is a predicted model, not a curated record. The transcript has 4 exons. NCBI's taxonomy places the organism in Eukaryota, Fungi, Basidiomycota, Agaricomycetes, Agaricales, Psathyrellaceae.
AUGCGUGCCUUCAUUCUCCUUGCGACCGCUGGAGCCGUGCUCGGACUUCCCAAUUCUUCGAUAUACCGACGACAACAAGGUGGCUUCCAGCUAAAGAACGGCCAGGAUGCCAUUGAGCUCAACAACCGAUUCUCCUCCUUGAACGCCGACUCACCUUGUAAUAACGGAGAGAAUGCAUGUGUCAACAACGGUUUCGCUCAAUGCGUCGGUGGGAGAUUCGUUAUUCAGCCAUGUGCUCCUGGAACAAUUUGUGCGGCUUUGCCUCUCGUAAAUGCACCUGGAACGAGCAUCACCUGCACCACAGCAGCUGAUCGUGACGCCCGGAUUGCAGCGACUGGUGCAACUGGCGGUAAUAACGGAAACACAGGGGGGGAAGCAGGAAAUGGCGGCAACAACGGUGCUGACGGAGGCAACGGGAAUGGCCAACCCAAUAAUGGUGGAGGUAACGGUGGUGGCAAUAACAAUGGCGGAGGCAACAACCAACCACCAGCGGUAGGGAACUUUCCUCUUUUGUAUUGCGAUCGACGACAACUGACGAUCGGACGACGGUGUAGGGUGGAAACAACAACAAUGGCAACCCCCAAACAUCGACAAGUACGUGUCUGGCAUUUGUUGGUGGCGAAAAAAGACCAUGGCGCUAACCGUUCACUGCUAGCUUUGGACCCUGCUGUAAUUGCUCGCUUCGAUGACGAUGGCCAAGCUGAAGCUUCCGCGGGCCAGGUGGCCUCCCUGACCUCCACGAACAACUUCAUCAACUUCUGCUUGACCGUCCCCCUCCCACUGACGAACGGCGCCCAAGUUGAGGGUGGUUCAUGUAACCCGGCGCCUAUGGGUGUGAUCGCCGCCAAGUCCAGGAUGCCCACUUCCAAGUUCAUCUUCCCUCCCAAUGGUGGAACCGUUGCUGCUGGUACCCCAUUCCGAAUUGAAAUGGCGAUCCAAAACCUCGAGACAGGGAACUUUGUUAACCCCAAUGUUAACUACUUCUCUGCUCCUCAGCAAAUCAACGGACAGGGUAUCAUCCGUGGCCAUUCUCAUGUCGUCAUCCAGAAGCUCGAAUCUCUGGGACAGACCACUCCUCUUGACCCUACUCGAUUUGAUUUCUUCAAGGGCAUGAACGCCGCUGCCAAUAACGGGGUCCUGACUGCUGACGUUCCCGCUCCUGGAUUGCCUGCUGGUUUCUACAGGCUCUCUUCCAUCAACACUGCUGCCAACCACCAGCCUGUGCUCGUCGCUGUUGCACAACACGGUACGUCUCAUACACAAGUUAGAAUUGAAUGGUACUGA